Porites evermanni is the source of this 9897-nucleotide messenger RNA. Lineage: Eukaryota; Metazoa; Cnidaria; Anthozoa; Scleractinia; Poritidae. The record is from the annotation of a GenBank genome assembly.
AUGUCGCAGAAGGAGUUUGCUUCGUUUGUUGUGGAUUGUGAAAUUCUGACGAAAAAAGAGACUGGUUUCAUGACGAAACACUACGUUGGUGUCGGUUUAGAGUCUUCUUUACCAUUCAUGCAUUCCCCUAGACAGCGUAGAACUUGGCUUUCGCAUCGAGUUUACAGAUUUGCAAUGCAUAGCGGAACCUUUCUAAAUGGCUUGAGCUACCGCCAUAAUCGUAAAGAUGCCCUCAACCUUACUGUCAGUAAACUUGUUACAUUACAAGGAGUGCAGCAUUUUGGUAGUGAAGGUGGUAAAUACAAAGUUUCAUUAGAAGUAAAGAAUGCAGGAAGUGGUUUUGCUCUGGUAAAACAAACAGGCACGUAUUCCUCCGAGAAAGAUGAGACAGAUGUUUACUAUGGAUUUGAUGUCAUGUUUGACCACCCAGUUUGUCUUGAGCGGGGUAAAAGGUAUGAAAUUGCAUCUCUCAUCAAGGGCCCACCAUCUUGGUAUGUUACUGCUGGGACAGAAUCUGGCGAGGUUCAAGGAAUCCAGUUUUCAUUUAGCAAUUCAGGUGCUUUUCAUGGUAAUGGAACUUCUGGCCAACAAGGCCAGUUUCCUGCACUUAUUUUCAGCACAAUGUAGUUUUUAAAAUUCUUUAAUGAUGAUAUUGCAUUUGUUGAUCGUUUGAGGUACUUGGCAACAUGCAAUUUAAGGAAAAAACCUAAUCCAGCAAGCUAGAAUCUUUUUAGGAAUAAAGCAUACUCCACUCUACCAGAGCUUCUAAUGCUUCCUUAAUUCCCAGACUAGCUACCACCUGUUGUUAGGGUGCUUGCAGAAUUCAAGCCAUAGCCAUAGCCAUGCAGGAAUGAUUUGAAAAUACAGUUGAACUUCUCCACAAUGGCCACCUUGGGAACAGACGAAAAUGGCUGCUGUAGAGAAUUUUAAACAAGAUUCGCAAUGUAUGGACUGUCCACCGAAAAGGCAGCACUUGUACAGAUGCAGCAGUUGGUGGAGGUUCGACUUUAGAGACUGUUAGACCCGAGCAUAAUCGCAUGUUAGUUCUCAGCCGUCACUGAAGUAAGACUACGAACUCCCUACACGGUUUAUUACUGACGUAAAAGUAGUAAAGAGUAAAAUAAAUCAAAAAUAAGAGAAACAAAUGUUUUUGACUGAUUAAAAUUCUCAAGAAAAUCGAUCUAAAAAUAAACUGGUCUAACUUUGAUAAUGUGGUUGCAUCACACGAACCGAGUUGCUCGUUCCAGGUUAUGGGCUCCUUGUGACUACGACCAAUUCUUUCUUCUUUUUCACAGUUAGCAGGGUGGCACCCUUACAAGGAAACCAUUGCAGUAUCAUAUUUUUCUUCUCAGACUUUUCCCCUUUUGCAGCGUAGUAUUUAAGGGUAAAGAAUCCCAAAAAUUGAUGACCGAAGCAGUAGCCUCAUGGUCAAAAUAACUGGAUCACUUUAUUGGAUUCUGUUGGCCCUUUCUCCUUUACCAUUACGAAGUUGAAAAACGGUUGGUGGGUUUUUUCCAACCUUUCCCUUAGUCUACCAGAGUUGCUGACUGUAAGCAACCUGUGCGGAACACUUUUUACUAUUUACCAUCUUUCAUUCUUUCAUUAUAUAUCCUUUUAUUGAUCAAAUUACCCUCCUUAUGACCAUGCAGGAGCACUGAUGGCCACCGAGGUGGUGGGUUUUCACUGGCAGAAGGAUUCAUGGGGAUCACUGAUGCUGCCACUUCAAAGAUUCCUCAAGAAAGAUGCACUACAUGUAACCGAGUGUUGAGCUCUCCUGGGUGUAGGGCAAUGUGCAUAGCUCCUGGAGGCUGUGGUGGGAGAUGUAAAGACAAUAACUGGAAGAUGGCUUUAGAUGACGGACCUUGUUGUUAUCAUAUUUGUGAAAACUGCUUUGCUCGACUACGAGGAUCUUGAGGGGUACCUGAAUGGGUUUCACUUUUGUGUGUUACUUGCCCAUUUUUAUAGUAUCAGUUGUUAAUAAAGCAAACAGCAGGUUCGGUGUAAAAUUAAAUGAUACAGAAACUUUAACUCAGCGUUCCCUGUUUGGUGUUCAAAUUUUAGUGUUUAGGGGUUAUAAAGUGCAAUUAAAAUUAAGUGCUACAAAACCCAGAGUUUAAAGUGUCAUUUAAGGCCGUUAGCCUCCGGGGUACCCUGGCUCCAGAGGUUCGUUCUCAAAAAACCUAAUAUAAAAUAAACCGUGCUUUUUUUUUUUCUCGGUACUUGACACCUCCUUAACACAGCUUCUCCGCGAACGAUCAGUAUCGAUAGGAAAAAAAUAUCCUCUGGAACCCAGGGUACCCCCGGGGUAGCCCCGUUCAGAGUCGAUCUUUGAUCUUAUAGAAGGGGAUCAUUGUUUAGUGGUGGAUCCACCUCUCCCCCUUUAUUCAAACCUUGGGAUAAGGCAGGCGGGACAAACUCAAUAAGGGCCGGCAUUGGCCCGUGCGCCGUCCCAAGAUCAGCCGUCACUCUUGACACAAAUGAUACCCCUGCAACUUGGGGACUCACUUCUACAGAAUGAGCAAAGUUCACCUAGUCCACGAUUCUCUAGAUAAAAACAAAAGGAAUCUUAAUACAUUUUUUUCCUGGAUUAGUUCAUUUUAAGGGUAAACUCUGUGGCAACCUCGUCCCCAGGGUUUUUCCCUUUCCUUUAGUACGAAUUACAUUAGUUUGGGUUUCGGCACACUCCAGUGUUAUAACAGACGGCUUAGGGUCUGAGUUCCUUUGAGAUGAUCCGAGAUCAUCGUGGAUUAAACCAACCGAUGAAUCGUUGUCCAGAGUGGAUUCAUCGGUUCAUUUGAUCUACCAUGAUCCGAGUGAUCUUGGAUCACUGACCCUGAUCCGGAUCAUCCCAAAGGAACGCACCCUUAGAUUCUAUGAAGUCUAUAAAGACGAGCAAUAGCGACAAGGAGAAAGAAUUUAUCCCAGCUAGUACUAAGUAGAGCGCACGCGUGAACCUACGUGAUUUAGGCGGGAAAAUGCGAUAGCCGUCGUCAUUCUACUACGAGUUUUAGCGAGAAUAUUCUAUUCUCUAAAAUACAACCUCGUUCCCAGGGUUCUCUGCUACGCGUCCCUACGGAGCGAGAGAGAGAGAACCUGGGAACGAGAUUGUCUAAAAUAGACGCCCCGGAAAGCUUCAAUGUACUCUUUUUCAACACCAAAGUCAGCACGCUUAUUUCCGUUGAAGAAGGUUAAGCCCUAACAUUCGAUAACUUGUAUUCUCGCGAAAAAGACCUCGUAGUAGACUGACAAAGGCUACCACAUUUUCUCGCCAAAAUGACGUUGUUUCGCGCGCGUACACUACUUAGUAUUGAGAAAAUCUUGUUCCCGUAGUCGUCCUUGUCUAAGAAUCUAAAGAUCUCUACUGUAGUACGUGGCGAAAACAAGUUAUUAAAUUUUAGGAAUUUUAUCAUUUAGCGAUCGGGAGAGGUCUUUAACUCCUUCAACGAAAGUAAUCACAGAGAUAACUUUCAUGGUGAAAAAAAAAAACAAAAAAAAACAAACAAACAGGGGCACCCAACGACUGUUUUCUGUAAAAUAUCUGUUCGGAGAGGCAAAUAUUGCCUAGAAUUUUCUAUUACUUGAGGACGGCUAAAAAUUUCUAGAUGACUGUUCCAUUCAUGUACAACCUUAGAAGCUUUUGCAAUAAAUCCGUUACGAUUUUCUGAAGUUUAAUUUUUCACAUUUUACUCCCCAGGUUGGCUAUUUUUCGUAGUAAAUAAGAAACCUAAAAAUUUCUGAUUCAAAAAUGCGAUGUAGAGAAGAAUUAGAAAAUUCUCACUUUCGUAAAACGUUAAAUUACAUCUAAAAGUUUCGGGAAAGUAAUGCCCUAAUGAUUUCAAACAGACUCAAAUUGCCGUAGGAUGACCGAACAGAUACAAAUUUUAUAGCGCCGCUUAUAAUGCAUUUCUAGAGACCUAAAAGUUCUCUGGAUAGCCUAAAAAGUGUUUUAAAUGAGUUUUUAGGAGGAACCAUCGUUGGGUGCCCCUAAAAGAAGGCUACUCUUGAAGCUUUCCGGAGUGUCUACUUUUGGAGAAUAGACGAGAAAACUUAAGUUGAAAUGUCGUCCUUGUGGUCGUCCAAAUAGUACCGCAACAUUUCAGGGCUCGACCUCUGCUAUUCUAUGGUGCGGGGAAGCACAUCCGCUCACCGUGGCGUUGGGCUCGUCUUCUAUAACGGUCCGUAUAACUAACCGCUGGUACCAUUCCCGUGCUUCAUCUCAUUCUCGUUACGGAAACAACUUUAUCAAUCGGUGAACCUUGUCUGAUCGUGUUCACUUAUUACAAUACUGCAAGGUUAAUUCUUCGGCGCGCUCAGUGGUAGGUUUCUACCUCUUAAAUUGUCAAAGCAUUAGAAACAAACGUGCUUAUCUCAAUCAGUGAUGACUUUAAGCCAGAUACUGUGUAGCAAGAAAUUUUUGUGGGUUAUAAUUUUUGCGAUUUUUACAGCGAUCCGCAAAAAUAAGUUCCCGCAAAUAAAAAUUACCACAGACAUUUUUCCCGGAAAAAAUUUACUCCAGAGUAAGUAUUCUCUAACUUAAAUUCGCUACACAAAAUUACAGUGCUAAGAAAUCGUGCCUGUUCAAGUACAACUUGUCUCUUGUUCAGAAACCAAGCGGUAUACGAUGAAAUACAUUUAUACUGGUUUUACCGUAGUAUUUGUUAGCGGUAACCGUUAGAGAGAAUGUAUGCGAACCGCUAAAAUUGGGCCUGAUCUCAGGUUAUAAUUUAUGUAUUUCUAGUUGCACGAACUCAAUAAAAACAAUUAUCAGUGCUAUAGGUUUUGUAAAAAUUGCGAAAAUUAAUUCCCAGCAAGAAAAGCAAAUCUGCCCUAAUCGCAAAAAAUUAGUUGAUGAUGAUGAUGAUACCUUUAUUAAAGUGUCAAACUGUAAUAGCGGUAUAUAACCACUAAGUGGGGACACUAAAAUAAAUUUUAAAAAAUAAAUCAAUUAAUAAAUUAAUUAAAAAUUAAGAAAAACUAUGUACAGUAUAAGCAAGUGAGAAAUUCGAGAGAACUAUAUACAAUAUGUACAAAUGUAUCCAUUACUUAUAAAAAAAAAAAAAAAAAAAAGAAAUAAAAGAUUAAGAAGUGCAAAGAGAGCAGUUAGAGCAGUUAUUGUCAUCUAAUAGCAUGCUAAGAUCCACUUUUCUGAUGUUAUAUUUGAAGGAGGACAACGUGGAAGCUUUUUUCACAUUACUAGGAACAGAACUCCAAACCCUUGGGCCCAUAUACCUGAGCGAGUGCUUUCCAAAGGAGACUGUGUUGAAUCUGGGUAUAGUGAAGUCAUGAUUGCGCAGUUCAUACUUAAUUGCAGGCUGUUCAAAGAGAGUGCUAAUGUAUGCUGGGCACAUGUUGUUUUUAACUUUAUACAUGAGAAUAGCUAUGUCCUGUAGUCGCCGGUUGUGUAGAGUAGAUAUCCCAGCCAUAGAUAGUAAUUGACCAUAGGACGAAUGUUUAUCACAAUAUAUAGCCCUAAGUGCUCUUUCCUGGAUACGCUCUAGUCGUCUAGAAUCACUAGCACGGCAAAAAUGCCAUAUAAGGUGACAGUAGGUUAAAUACGGGAGAACAGCUGCCUUAUAUAACUGUAACUUAGUUUGUGUGGGUAUAAGGUUCCUGAGCCUCAUGAGAACGCCUACCCGCUGGGCGCUCUUCUUAGAGAUACUACUUAUAUGUUCAUCAAAACGAAGAUUGUUAUCAAUACAGACACCUAAUAGCUUGAGACAUUCAGUGGAUCUGACUUCAUGAUUGUCAAUCAUAAUACUGUCCAUAGACUUCCUUCCGCAACCAAGUGCCAUUGUCUGGUACUUGUCCAAAUUUCCCUUUAGUAAAUUAGCUCUGUACCAUGAAGAUGCUGACUCAGCGCAAACAGCAAGAUCAUCAUGCACAUCAGAGAGGGUGCUGCGAACGACAUAAAACUGGUGGUCAUCUGCAUACAUAUUCAUGUUCGCAUCAACAGUAUAAGUCAAAUCGUUUUGGAAGAUGUUCCAGAUGAGAGGUCCAAAUGCAGAACCCUGUGGGCAUCCCCUGGUCACCCUCUGCCACUCGCUCACUACAGAUCCUAGCUUGACCCUGUUAUAACGGUCUGUGAAGUAGGAGCCCAUCAAUCGCAGACUUCUUUCCUCAACACCAUAAGCUUUAAGUUUUGCAAGUGUAAGUGGAUGGUAAAGUGAAUCGAAGGCUUUGCUCAUGUCCGUGGAGAGAACACCCACAACGUUAUGCUCAUCCAGAGCGAAUUUCCAAUUCUCAGUCAAAGAUAAGAGAGCUGUCUCACAGCUAUUGUUUUUCCUGUAAGCUGUUAGUUUGUCGCACAGUUUGUUAUUAAAACCAUAACUGAGUUGCUUGCUGAGUAAUUGUUCAAAGAGUUUGUUUACAGUAACUUGUACAGUUAUGGGUCUGUAGUUUCCCAUUUUAUGGGGAUCUUCCUUCUUAAAAACGGGUGUCCAUUCACCCCUUUUCCAUCCCAAGGGCCACUCUCCGAGGGUUAUGCAUGAAUUAAAUAGUGACGUCAAUGGAUUUGUUAGCUCAGUAGCUCCAAGCUUGAGCGCCAUGGGAGGGAUGCCGUCCCAGCCUGUACUCUUCCUUACAUUGACGUUUUGCAGCGCCUUUUCAACUUCAAAACUCUGAAGAUUCUGAAACUGGAAGCCUUGAUAUCCUGUCAUCUUCUGCGUAAUAUUCUGGACACUAGGGUGGGUGGCGAGAACUUUGUCAUCAACCGCACUGGUGUCUCCAAUCCCAUCAGCCACAGUAGCAAAAUAUUCACACAAGUGAUUAGAAACCGCACAUUGGUCUCUACAGAUGGUCCCAUUGAUACUUAGGCUGAGCUCAUUUGUGUUGACCUUGUGCUUAUCAGUCAGAAAGGGCAUAAAUGUCUUAUAGAACUCACUCGGCUUGCACUUAAGCUUAGUGGCUUGCUCUUUCCAAUAUGUCCUUAUUGCCUUUCUCCGGAGUCGGGUGGCCUCGUUUCUGGUUAUCCGCCUAGCUUCCCAGUUCUCACUGGUUUGUUCCUUGAGAUACUUUUUUGCUGCCCUCCUCUUAGCUCUUAUGGCACCUUUCCAUUCUUUAGUCAUGUAUGGAACAUCCUGAGCCCUAACCCGCAUCUUCUUCGUAGGCAUAUGUGUAUUGACAAUACUGGACAGAAGCAUUUCCAUAAAAUUUGCCUUGUCGUCACAUGAAUUGAAAAUUUCACUAACAUGCCAUGGAGCAUACAUUAGAUCUUCUUUGUAUUUCUCCACAUCAAAAUCCUUUAGAGAUUUAAAUGUUACAAUCUUGCCUUUCUGGUGUUUUACCGUCUCAUUCAGGAAUCCAUAAAUAAGUCCGUGGUCACUGAGCGCAGGAUCAUGUACCCCACAAUUCUCAAAUAGUUCCGGGUGGUUAGUGAGAAUAACAUCGAUCAAGCUCUUAGUGAUAAGAGAGCCUCUCAUUUGUAUUCGAGUGGGUUCAGUUACCAUACAUUCGAGGCCCUGUUCCACCUCAAGAUCAAGAAGAAGCUUUCCUUCAGGGCUGCUGGGUUCCAUCCUGUUCAGGUUUAGGUCGCCUGUUAUUAUAACCGUCGGAUAUUGAAGGCUAGCCCAGUUGGCAAUAUGACUUAAUUCCUCCUCAAGUAGAAGUCUGUAUUUACCAGUAAGCUUCUUAGGCGGUCUGUAGAUAACCAGUAUAAUGGCAUUUCUCGAUUUGAGGCCAAUCUCCAAGGCCAAAGGCUCAAUAGUUUUAUAACACCUGUCAAAGGUGACUCUCUUGGAGAGUAUCUUAGAUGAGACAAACAAGAGAACACCACCUCCACCCUUUUUUCGGUCAUUUCGGUGCAAGUAGUACCCUGGUAUUAGGAACUGGGAGUCUGGGUAUGAACGAUCAAUUUUAGUCUCACUGACAGCCAUAAUUUGCACCUUAUUAUUGAUAAUAAUAUCUUUCAGCUCAUCAAAUUUGUUCUGAAUGCUGUUUAUAUUUAGGUGACAUAAUAACAUGCCCUUGGCAUUUUUCUGCCUUGCCGCAUUUAGUAGGUCGGGACCAGUAAAUGUGUUAGGUGUAGUUCCAUUUUCUCCCUGAUCAGUCAGUGUGAUGUUAUUUGUGUCAAGAUCAGUAUCCGAAAAACAGGCCUCGUUGAGCAUCUCAGCAUCCGAACACCUGUAGAAUGGCAGAGCCGCCCAUGUGCAUCUAUUGCAUAGCCAGAUGUUCACCAUUGAUUUCCCGUAGUUCCCGCAAAACACGAAAAAUCGCCAUUCCGCAAAAAUAUACACGAACAAAAAUUUCCUGUUACGCGGUAUCAUUACCAGAACUGAAUCGUGGCUUACUGCAGACAUCAAGAACAGUGAGAUCUUUCCACCUCGGGCUACUUCAUAUUUAGGAAAGAUAGAAUGUCUGGUGCUCGUGGCGGAGGUAAAUUUCAAGCAAUAAAAUUUGAUUUGCUUUCUUUCUCUGUAGCCAGAGUUUGACUCUGAAUACAAAUGUAUUUGGACUAAAUGCCAGUUUAAAGGUAACAAGGCUUUGAUUCUAGGACCUUUUUACGAUCGAUUCCAACGGCAGUAUCGAGGCCUUCGAAGGAUAAAAGCGACAGUUAACAUAAGCCUGAAAACUGGCGACAUGGCACUUUGUGAACAGCGAAAGCGACUGUAACCCUAGAAUGUGCGACAGCGGCACUUAAAACGGUAAAAAAGAGGCAAGCUUUACAAAUAAGUACAGAAUCUAAAAGGACCUAUUUCUUCAGUAACAGGUAGCCUACGCAGAAAGCAUUUCCGUGUAGUUUCGGAGCAAAGAACAAGAAACGAGAUUCAAACUCCACGCAAAAAAUUAGGCUUGUUCUCGUUCCAUUUCUUGCCCGGCCAAAUCUGAAAAUCCUGUUCCUCGGUCUUUCUUUGCUCUGAAACCAAACGGAAACGCUUGCUAUGGAGGUUAAGUAAUAGUCGACUGCAAGAAUUAUAGCUGGUUUAUAUCUAUGACUUAUAUAGUUAACCACCACCAGGGGACCCGUUAUCCGGUUCAUGAAAUAAGGUGGGUUUGGAAGAUGGUGAUGGCUUUAAUUUUGACGUUGGUCGAACUUCAAAAGCUGCUGAAAAGUUGACGUGCCCAAUUUAUAUACAUGCCUGCCACAUCUUUGCUAUCCUUUACUUCUGCCGAUUAAAUAGGCUUAAUAAAGAUGUUAUUUUAAACAUGGAAUUACUGCUUUGUCUGGUAUGGUCCUAUUUGUUGCUCUUUAUGCGAAAAAGUUUGUAAUUCAAACAGAGAAUGGGUGACCUGUGCCAAAUCCGCGAAGACACUAGGUACUAGAUUGAGAAACGUAGCCGUACUCGAGAGGACGGGAAGGUUGACGACCCACAGUGCAAGCUACGUAUACGUUGUAAUCAGAAAGGUGCAACCGCUACAAUGGCCACUCUUGAUGAUAACUGGCAGACAAAACGUUCGACUAUAUGCGAGAGAACCAAAUUUAUUUUCAAUAACGAAUUAUUAAGUGAUGUGAAGUUCGUAGUUCCUGCAUCGCAGAACGAAAGUGAAAGGCGGAAGAGUCAGAAGUGCAUUCCAGCUCACAAGUUUAUACUUGCAAUCAGCAGUCCUGUUUUCUAUGCCAUGUUCUACGGUGAAAUGGCAGAGACUGCAGGCACUAUUCAAUUACCUGACUGUGAUUAUGAGAGUGUCUUAGAGUUGUUUCGUUUUCUGUACAGCGAUGAAGUGAACUUAAGCGGAAAUAAUGUCAUGCAAAUUCUCUACUUGGCAAAGAAAUAUCUGGUACCUUCACUCGCUGAUAAGUGUACAGAAUAUCUUCAGGAGCAUCUAGCGGCGUCGAAUGUGUUCUCUGUUCUGCCGCAAGCUCAGAAAUUUGAGGAUAAAGAUUUGGAAGAACGGUGCUGGGAAGUAAUUGAGGCGCAAACCGAGAAUGCUCUGAAUUCAGAAGAAUUUGUCACGCUUUAG